Messenger RNA from Pteropus alecto (black flying fox), 1357 nucleotides. It is a transcript of the gene WFDC3, whose product is annotated as WAP four-disulfide core domain 3. Gene Ontology annotation, cellular component: extracellular region. Gene Ontology annotation, molecular function: peptidase inhibitor activity. NCBI's taxonomy places the organism in Eukaryota, Metazoa, Chordata, Mammalia, Chiroptera, Pteropodidae. The record is from RefSeq and is a predicted model, not a curated record. Gene Ontology annotation, biological process: innate immune response; antibacterial humoral response. Bases 908 to 1357 code for a protein of 149 amino acids. The transcript has 4 exons.
ACGUGGAGCAGGGGGCUUCAGUCAAGGAUUGUUCUCCGGCUGGAGAAGUGCGGGGCAGAGGGAGGGGAGCAGGUUUCCAGCGCCUGGGGUUGGGGUGCUGAGAGGGGAGCGUUUCGUACAGCGGCGCCUGCAGUUCGGUCUUUGAAAACUGCUAAAGAUUUUAAUAUGCCGGGUACUCAGCCCUCGGAAUUGGAGUGGGCCUAAUGCGGGGACCCGGGAACCCGAUAACAGGAGGUCUGGCCCUAACACCCACUGGGUCUCUCCAGACCUCGACCCCAGGGCUGCCUCUUGUACCUGAAGGCAUCAGAAUGAAGGUUGGGACUUGGACCGUGGAUUCCCCCAGCCCCAGGGAGCUGGGCUUCUCUCCCCAGACGUGAUUCUGGGAUGGGCCGGGGAUGCAGGGGUUUAACAGCUGUGGCGUUAUCCGGAGCUCCCUUUAGCUCCGCCCUAGAGGUUGAACAGGAUGAACAAGAUGAACAGGAUGAACCACAGUGUGUUUUGUUAGCUUUGGUUAUUUUUAAGUCAUACCUCUUGUCCCUUCUUCUGUCAUUUCACUGUAGCUGUGCCCUUCCAAAGCCUUUUAGGGCUCUCUUUGAUCCUUUGUUCAGUGGCCAUCCCUCUGUUUUCCUAGGUUCCUCGUCAUUGUCCAAGGGUGUUGUGUAUAUUGCAUUACAGAGUUUGAUUGCCACCAUCACAUGUGCCCUUUGGUAGUGCCAGGAAUUUUUCCAUAUACCAGCAACCAAUAAAUUUUCUUCCUGUUAGGAGAAGCCAUCCUUGGGGAUUAUUGCGAAAGAGAAGACUUUGGGGCUGGGUUUAGGCCAGUCUCCUAGUCGCCUUCCUUCCGUUGGUACUAUACCCUGGCCAAAGUGCACCAAGCUGAGUGCUCAUCUCAACUCUCAGCAUCAUCAUGUUGAGCUGCCUCUUCCUCCUGAAGGCACUUCUUGCCCUUGGGUUCCUGACAUCCUGGGUGACUGCAGGAGAACAUGGUGAGCUAUCAUUUGGGAUCCCUGGUGAACAACCCUGGUGCUCUGAUUCUGUGGCAGAGUCUGGCGGUGAAUGUCCUGCCGACCCCCUUCCGUGUAAGGAGCUGUGUGAUGGGGAUGCAGCCUGUCCCCAGGGGCAUAAAUGCUGCAGCACCGGCUGUGGCCACGCCUGCCGUAGAGUCCAUACUGGAGGGCGCAGUGGCAACUGUCCAAAGAUUCUGUUGGGCCUGUGCAUCGUCGGCUGCGUGGUGGACGAGAACUGUCAAGCCGGGAAAAAGUGCUGCAAGUCGGGCUGCGGCCGCUUCUGCGUCCCGCCAGUUCUGCCACCCCGCCUGGCCACGAGCCCCAACUGGACCAUCGGGUCUGAUUCUUAA